AUGACAGACUUUGUUUUGCUAUCCUUAGUGGUUUCUGCCGUCGCUAUAUUACUUACUGCUUCUAAGCAAACUCGGCUGUUACUUAGCAACUCCUUCCAGAAGUACUACAAAAAAUAUGUAAGUACAUCUGCAGGCUCAACACCUGUUCAGAGCAGGAAGAACUCUUACAACUCUCCCAACGAACCUUUGCCCAAGCCAACGCCUCUCAUGAUCACUCCUGAUGAAGUUCAGAACUGGGAUGACAGACCAUGGAGACCUUUCAGAUGGCCUUACCAUCAAACAAUGUCCAUUUUCAAGUUGGAUAUUAACCACUGGUUGGAUAUGGAUAAGUACUACUGGCACUACAUUGAGGAAAAGAAGAGAAUCUGGCAUACGUAUGGACGUCAGAACAUUGACUGGCUUCCAGAAGCAUAUGAUGCUUGCUUGGAAUUGAUGGAAACAGUCCGUACUCACAUGGUUGACCGUUAUCCUUUGCUUUUCACUGUGUUGGUCGAUAAGAAGGAAAAUGGUGUCGUUCUUAGAAACGAGUUGACAAAGGAGAUCUUGGAUAUGACCUUACCAUUGAAAGAACACCCAUUAUUGUAUGUGACUAAGAUGGCUAAGGAGGACUUUUAUAUUGUUUUGAAGGACCCAAAAGAUGGGAAACAUUACUUGAAAGCCGCUGCAGUUCCUUUCCCUGGUGGAUCUUUCGGUAUUGACAAUAAAAUCGGAAAGCAUUUGGAUAUUAUCCAUAGCGAAGUUCCUUACUACGAGGAAAAAUUGAAGAGGUCAAUGGAAAGAUGGUUCGAGCGUUUGGAUGAAAACAACCCAGUUGAACGUGCUUCUUGGUACAUUUCGUGGGACCACAAGUUGAAGGUGAACAACAUUUACCAGUUGCCUAAAUUCGUUCCUAACUUGGAGGCAGACAUGAAGUCCACAGACCCCAAGCAGUUCAACGUUCGUGUUGAACGCCAAACUUUGAGAAGAUUACCAAAGAGUAGGGCUAUUAUCUUCACAAACCAUCCAAUCUUUUAUUCUAUUGACGAGAUGAAGGAUGAACCCAAUGUUCCUUCUCUUCUCAAGAAAAUCAUCUACGAGGCCCCAGAAGGUAUCAUAAAGUACAAGAACUUUGACUUUAUCAGAGACCACAUCUCAACCUAUUUGGACUCACUUAUCCAGCGCCAAAGAGAUUUGGGCAUCAUAGAUGCAGACACUCCAGUGAAAACUUUGCCCACUUAUCCUUUUGCUCAUUGGGCUAAGACAAACUUUGAUUAUGUAAAUGGCUGGUCCAAUCCAUCAUUCGCUGGAAACAAGCCCAAUUAUAAGGAAGAAGUGAAGAAAGAGGUUGUAUACCCUAACGACUAA
Messenger RNA from Clavispora lusitaniae ATCC 42720, 1344 nucleotides. RefSeq lists its product as uncharacterized. NCBI's taxonomy places the organism in Eukaryota, Fungi, Ascomycota, Pichiomycetes, Serinales, Metschnikowiaceae. The record is from RefSeq and is a predicted model, not a curated record.